AUGGCGCGGAAGAUAACAGUCCCUCCUGAUGCAGUGUCGAGUCGCAAGGAUGUUGUUGACUCGAGAAGCGAGGACGAUGAUUACGAGGUUCAUAUGGAGGGGCUCAAGAGAAGAUCAACAAAGGAUUCGAAGCCGAUCAACUGGCAAACUGAGUUUAAAGGAGAGCCUCUGUAUCAGACGUACCGCCAGACAAUUAUCUUGAAGGAGAUCAAAUGUCAGACUGCGGAGGCAGCUUCCAGCCAGACCGACAGCGAGUAUGAGAGCAUCACCUCCAUUCCCGAGGAGUUCAGCUCUUCCGGUUGGGGUUCAAACCCCCAACUGCCCCGGAACACACUGUGGCAGAACCUGCGGACGGUCAGGGAGAGCGGGGUCCUGGGGACAAUGAGCGGGGAAGAACGUAAACUACAAGAGAGUAUGUUUGAAGUACUGACAUCCGAGGCUUCCUAUCUGAAGAGUCUGAACGUAUUAGUCGAUCAUUUCGAGAACUCCAAAGAGCUCAACGAAACCAUCAUUUUACGAGACAAGGAAAUCCUUUUCUCAAGCAUCAACCGGGUGAAAGACGUCAGUGAAAGGUUUCUGGAGGAUAUGGAGGCUCGGGUGGAGGAGAGCGUGAGGAUAUCUGACGUGUGUGACAUUAUCCACCAUCACGCACAGAAAUACUUCCAAAUCUACAUCAAUUACGUUCGGAACCAACUGUACCAGGAGCAGAAGUACAGCCACCUCAUGGAAUCCAACAGUCACUUUGCCGCGGUCAUUGUCCGGCUACAGGAGUUGCCUGACUGCCAGCGGCUGCCCCUCAUGUCCUUCCUCCUGCUUCCCUUCCAACGCAUCACCCGCAUCAAGAUGCUGAUCGAGAACAUUCUGCAGAAAACGAAGGAGGGUUCAACCAACGAGGAAAACGCCACGAAAGCUUUAGGCGUUGUUUCCAAGAUCAUUGACGAGUGCAGUGCGGAGGUGGGGAAAAUGAAACAAAUGGAGGAACUGAUAGACAUCGCGAAAAAACUGGAGUUCGAUAAACUGAAGGCCAUUCCCAUCAUCUCCCAGGCCAGAUACCUGGAGAAGCGAGGAGAGAUCACCGAGAUCAGCCAACGAGGAAACCUCUUCGGAAUGAAGCCCAAAAGUGUGGCUUUGUACCUCUUCCUCUUCAACGACCUGCUGCUGAUCACCAGCAGGAAAAGCGCAGACCGGUAUCUGGUGAUGGAUCACGCUCACCGCUCUAUGGUGGAGGUACACAGUUGUACCCAAAGCUCUGAGAGGCAGAACUGUUUCCUGCUGACGUUAAUCGAGAACCAUCAGGGGAAACAGCUCGAGCGACUGGUCAAAGUACACACACAGUCUGACCUGCAACGCUGGCUUGAUGCUUUACCCGCCCACAAACUCCACAGUUCAGAAAGUUUCAGCGAUGAGAAAAUCUACGAACAAUGGGACUGUCCACAGGUGCAAUGUUUGGUAGCGUACACAGCCCAGCAAGCCGACGAACUCAGCCUGGAGCCGGCAGACCUCGUCAACGUCACCAGGAAGACACCGGAGGGCUGGUACGAGGGGACUAAGCUGUCCACUGGAAAGAAGGGUUGGUUCCCCAGUACGCAGGUCCGGGAGAUCACAGACGAGCAUGUGAGGCGGAGGAACCUUCGGGAUCGAUCCCGGCUGCUGCGAGCAGCGCAGGAGCUCCAGCGGAAACAUCGGCCCAAGGAGAAGAAGCGAAAUGUCGUGUCCUUGUAACUCAACCGGUGGGAAACUGCGUCUACCUGUGAGAGAGAGAGAGAGAGAGAGAGAGAGAGAGAGCGAGACCCAGGGAGGGGAGCGAUUGACCUCCGCAUUUCGCCGAGUGGUUAGAGGGCUCGCCUCGCAAGCGAGAGGAUUUGGGUUUGAUUUCUGGGCAGGUCAGGGGGAAACCUCAGACACGUUUCAUUACUCCACACACACACACACACACACACACUCCUCUGUUUACC
Molecule: messenger RNA, 1955 nt
Organism: Callorhinchus milii (elephant shark)
Lineage: Eukaryota; Metazoa; Chordata; Chondrichthyes; Chimaeriformes; Callorhinchidae
Gene: arhgef15b
Product: Rho guanine nucleotide exchange factor 15b
Exons: 14
Coding region: 1-1722 (573 amino acids)
Biological process (GO): activation of GTPase activity
Molecular function (GO): guanyl-nucleotide exchange factor activity; protein binding
Source: RefSeq, a predicted model, not a curated record